Molecule: messenger RNA, 2261 nt
Organism: Helobdella robusta
Lineage: Eukaryota; Metazoa; Annelida; Clitellata; Rhynchobdellida; Glossiphoniidae
Exons: 16
Coding region: 49-2049 (666 amino acids)
Biological process (GO): GPI anchor biosynthetic process
Cellular component (GO): endoplasmic reticulum
Molecular function (GO): catalytic activity
Source: RefSeq, a predicted model, not a curated record
UUAUAUCAAGCUUACCAAUUUUGGAUAUUGUUUCAAGCCUUAGCUCCAAUGAUAUGGUUUUAUCCUUUAAAUGAACUUGAAAUAUCAGGAUACGAAGCGUUUGCUACUGUUUUGUUCAGUCCUAUACUGUUGACAUUGCCAUACAUGCAAAACUUUCUGCAGAAAAAAUACAUUUUUGUUUUUUUAAGAUUUUGUGCAACCCUGGGAAUUUUGUCAUUUCAAGCAAGUACAACUUUGAACAGAUUAUUUCUGCUAUGUUUUGGUUGUUUUUUCCAAAUGCUCACUUUUACUAUUCCGCUCAGUAAUUCCAAUGAAGUGCAAAGAAAAAGAUAUGAAUGGAGUUUAUUGUUGGGCAUGAUAUCAUUUGUGGUGAGUCGCAUUUGGUUUGCAUCUUUCGUUCCUGCCUGGUGGGAUAGCUUAUCAAACACUGUUGUUUUUACUGUUUGUAUUAUAGCUGAUGUCUGCGUUGCUUUUCAGCCAGAUUUACUUGUCUUUCCUAAUAUAAAAAAGGAUGAUGACAAUAAACAUCUAGCUGCCACAUCAAAAUGUUGGUGGAAAAUUGGUGUUGGGUUGGGUAGUUUGCUAUAUGCAACACAAUUAAUAUGCGGGGAGGUGUCUGUGAUAACAAGGUGGACCGUCAAAGGAUACCCCAACACUGGUCCUAUGCCUUACCCUUGGGGUUUUCUAGUUUUAACAUUCCUUGUCCUGGGGACAUACAUAUCAAAAUUCUCCAAUGUGGUUUGCAGUAGGACGUGGCUAUUUGUCGGAUGUUCAUCAUUUUUUGGGCUUUAUUACCUGAAUACGUGGCUUGCUUUUUUGGCUGGUCUGCUGUUGACUAGUUUCAUUUCGUCUUUGUGGCCCACAAUGAUUUUAAAUGCAAUUCAGACUGGAAAGUCUCACAGAGUUAUCUCUUUAUCCGUAUUUGUUUGGUUACUUGAAAUGUUAUUUUCGGUUUGGACAGUAGCAUACAAUUUUGUGCCAGGAGGAAUUUAUACAAGAGAAAGAACCGGAACUAUGAUAUGCAUAUUAUCUUUCUGUUGGAUUGUAUCAUUUUUUGAAAUUUCUCGUGACACAACCACCAUCAAGAAGUACCUUGCUAAGCCUCACCAUCAAAUCAUCAACAAUAAGGCUAAUAUUCUGCUUCUAAUCCUUUCCAUCGUUGGAUUGUCAGGAUUUGCAGUUAGAUAUCCCUAUCAGAAAGCUGACAAUGUUAUGAAGCAUAACGCGUCAUUCACGGCAGCCAUCUGGACGUUUCAUUUUGGGUACGAUAAUAAAGGCUGGCCCAGCUUAGUUCGGGCUGCCUCUCUGCUCGAGGAGACGGGUGCCGAUGUCAUAACUUUGUUGGAAAGUGAUGCUUCUAAGCCAUUCCUGGGAAAUAAUGAUUUAGGCAUGUGGUUGGGGGAAAGACUGAACAUGUAUGUAGAUUUCGGUCCGUCCACCAGAGAUCAUACAUGGGGAAACUUGCUGCUCUCAAAGUAUCCUAUUCUAAAAUCGGUUCACCAUCUUCUGCCUUCUCCCGAAGGUGAGUUGGCUCCGGCUAUUACCGCCACUGUGAAUAUUUCAGGCAGUUUGGUGGACUUUGUGGUCACCCACAUGGGAAAUGAUCGGGAUGUUUUAGACAGGAAAUUGCAAGCCCAAUUUCUUGCUAAAGAACUGAAAGCAGCUACAAAUCCAGUUGUUUUUCUUGGAUAUGUCACAUCAGCUCCAUUUGGUCGAGAUUAUGAAGAAUUUGUAGCAAGAGGCAACGUUGAGGACAUAGAUUCAACAGAUGUUGACAGAUGGUGUGAAUAUAUAAUGUACAGAGGUCUCAGAAGACUGGGUUAUGCGAGAUUGUCUCACGGAGGAUUGAGUGACACGGAGAUACAAAUGGCUCGCUUCUCCAUUCCGACGCAUGGCGCUGAUUGGCACGAUGAUAAUAUCAUAACAACUAAUCCGAAUAAAGUUGACCAAAGUGUUAGAUUCAGUUCAAAAUUUGGUUCUCAUAGCGUUGGACAUAAUUGGCUGGAAGUGCACAAGUAUCACAUGAACACUCCGAAAUAUUUUCUCUAACGUAAUUUUUUUAUAACCAAUUAAAUAUCAUUUAAAAUUUUUUUUAUAUCCAAUUCAAUAUCAUGUUAGAUCCUUUUUAAUUUUGAUAUGUCACCUGAUGAUUUGCGCAUUUUAUUUUUGUUCAACUUUUUCUACCCUAGAUUAUGAAUUUCUCUUGUAAUCAUGUUUCUUCAAUGUGAACUGCUGUUAUAUUUUACGCUAAUUUUGCUAUU